UUUUAGGUCUUUCAUGAAUUCUGCUUUCAGUGAAAUUCCACAAAGAAGCUUUGUGAAUAUAAAGUCGCUCCAGCUUCUUUUGUUCACUUCAAACUCAUUUUAUUUGAUUGCCAAUGAUGCAUUCAAGGGUGUUGAUCAUCUCAAAUAUCUUUUUAUAGAGAACAAUGAAAUACAGUCCAUUUCAAGCUAUGCUCUUCGAGGUCUCGGGUCCCUUACUCAUUUAAGUUUGGCGAAUAAUAACCUUCAAACACUUCCUAAAGAGUUAUUUAAAGACCUGGAUGCAUUAACCAACGUAGAACUUGGCGGCAAUUCAUUCCACUGUGAUUGCAAAUUGAAAUGGCUGGUGGGAUGGUUGAUGAACACCAAUGCAACAGUUGACCAGAUCUAUUGUGCAAGUCCAGUACAGUAUAAGGGAAAGAAGAUAAGCAACCUCUCACUGAAAGAAUUUGACUGCAUGAUUGCAGAUUUUGCUCCUUACCAAACUCUGAAAUUUCAAUCCAUGUCAAUUGAAAGCUUCAAUUACAUGACCGAUAUUUAUGUAGUAAUUGCUCAACCUGUUGCUGGGAAUUGCAGCAUCUUGGAGUGGGAUCACGUGGAAAUGGUCUUUCGGAAUUUCGACAACAUCACUGGCACUUCAACAGUUUUCUGUAAGCCGUUGGUCGUCGGGACACAGCUCUUUCUUAUUGUUGCCCAGCUCUUUGGUGGCUCUUAUAUAUAUAAACGAGAUAUUUCUGCCAAUAAGUUUAUUAAAAUGCAGGACAUAGAUAUCUUAAAAAUAAGAAAACCAAAUGACAUUGAAUCAUUUGAAAUAGAGGGAGAAUGGUUCUUCAUUAUUGCAGAUAGUUCAAAGGGUGGAAUCACCACCGUCUACAAAUGGAACGGAAAUGGAUUUUAUCCUCAUCAAUUAUUGCAUCGUUGGUACAGGGAUAUAGAUGUGGAAUACAUGGAAAUAGCCAACAGCCCACACUUGAUCUUGUUAAGCAGUUCCCAACGGCCAGUUGUCUAUCAAUGGAACAAAGGGAAGAAGGAAUUUAUUUGGCGCAUCGAUAUCCCAGAUUCAGAAGAUGUACACGCGGUCAAACAUUUUAAAAUGAAAGAUAACUUAUACAUUUGCUUAACAAGGUUUCUUGGUGACUCUAAAGUAAUGAAAUGGGAAGGCUCAAUGUUUGUGGAAGUACAGACAUUUCCAUCAAGAGGCUCCAUGGUAUUGCAACCUCUUUAUAUGAAUGAAUGGCAAUACGCCUUUCUGGGAAGUGACUAUUCAUUUACCCAGAUUUUUCAAUGGGACAUGGACAAAAAGAUAUUUGUGAAAUUUAAUGACGUCUUUAUCCAGGCUCCACGAGCGUUCACCUCUGUGUUGGCAGACAGCCGUGAGUUUUUGUUUGCAUCAAGCUUUAAAGGAACCACGCAAAUAUAUGAACACAUUAUGAUUGACACAAGUGGGAUCUAAAAAAGCUGACCUUGAUCUGCUUAUGUUUAAGGGAAGAUUUGUGGAACCACGUAUACAAAUGCUUAUCUUAAUGAAAUCCAUGUGUGAUUUUGUAUUGCUCUGUGUUAACAUAAAGUCUGGUGUAGUCAACACUGCAAAUAAAUCAUUAAUUUCUGUUACUUUUCAAUAA
Amblyraja radiata (thorny skate) is the source of this 1619-nucleotide messenger RNA. RefSeq names its product leucine-rich, glioma inactivated 1b (gene lgi1b). The transcript has 7 exons. The record is from RefSeq and is a predicted model, not a curated record. Gene Ontology annotation, molecular function: protein binding. NCBI's taxonomy places the organism in Eukaryota, Metazoa, Chordata, Chondrichthyes, Rajiformes, Rajidae. The coding region runs from base 14 to 1450 and encodes 478 amino acids.